AGCAAAAACUGUCAAAAGUAAAAAUAAUGCAAAACCAGAGAAGCCAUGCCCACGUGUUGGUGGUCACAUACCCUGCACAAGGCCACAUCAACCCUCUCAUCCAGUUUGCUAAACGCUUAACCUCCAAAGGAGUGAAAACCACCGUAGCGACCACCCUUUACACCGUCAAGUCCAUCAAUGUAAACAGUACGAUAGCUAUCGAGCCGAUCUCCGAUGGUUUUGAUGAAGGAGGGUUCAACCAAGCUCCAAGUCUACAAGCUUACUUGGAAUCCUUCAAAGCUGCUGGGUCUAAAACAUUGACAGAGCUGAUUAUGAAGCUUUACAACUCGGGGACACCGGUCUGUUGCGUUGCGUACGAUUUGUUGCUGCCUUGGGCUCUUGAUGUAGCUAAAGAUUUCGGUAUUUCUGCAGCUAUGAUGUUGACGAACUCGGCUUCGGUGUGCUCCUUGUAUUGGCAUAACAAUCAAGGUAGCUUGAAUUUGCUUGCGAAACAGGAAACCUUAGCAGCCCCGCCAAUGCCUGGGUUGCCUUUCCUCGACGUAUCUGAUUUGCCAAGUUUUCUUGCUCAGCCGACCAGUCAAUCUGCUUAUUUAGCACUGAUCUUGGAUGUUUUUGGCAAUAGCGAGGAAAAUGAUUGGGUUUUCUGCAACUCUUUCGAAGAGCUCGAAAGUGAGCUGGUCGAGGCUCUGAUGGCAAAAUGGCCCGUGGUAAUGAUUGGUCCCAUGGUGCCGUCAUUCUACUUAGAUUCUCGAAUUGAAGGAGAUACAAGCUAUGGGGCUAGCCUGUGGAACUUUGAUAAUGAUCAGUGUCUCAAAUGGCUGGACUCAAAGCCAUUAAAGUCGGUGGUAUACGUAUCAUUUGGAAGCAUGGCAAGCAUCUCCACUGAACAAUUUCAGGAAAUAGCAUGGGGCUUGAAAGCAAGCAAUAUGCCCUUCCUAUGGGUUGCAAAGGAACUCAAAGACAACCCGCUGCUUGAGCUCAUUGACUCGACCGGAGAAAGGGGGCUAGUUGUUAAAUGGUGCAACCAACUGGAGGUGCUGGCUCACCAAGCAGUAGGCUGCUUCGUAACACAUUGUGGAUGGAACUCAACUCUAGAAGGCUUGAGUCUAGGCGUGCCGAUGGUGUGUGUGCCACAAAGGAGUGACCAGCCUACUAAUGCCAAGUUCUUAGCGCAUGUAUGGAAGGCAGGUGUGAGAGCUAAACAAGACCGAGGGAUCGUCACGAGGGAGGAACUCGGGAAUUGUUUAAGGGAAGUCAUGAUCGGAGAAAGAAGCGGAGAGAUUAAGAGUAACGCAUUGAAAUGGAAAGAGCUUGCUAAAAGAGCUGUUAGUGUAGGUGGGAGCUCAGAUAGGAACAUAGAUGAGUUUAUUGCAAAGCUGCUGAAGCCUGACCAGUAAGUACUAAUGAGAAAAGAAAGAAAAGAGUGUCCAUGAACCGACCUAGGAGUGUGCCGGCCACCACAGGCUGGUAUUUCCGGUACACAUCACUAAUAAAGUUCAUCCAUCAAAUAAACAACAAAUCUGCAGGUAAUCAAGGACAAAUCAGGAAGUCCAUAAUUCUCAAAGUAUAUAUCUUUAUAAUCUAAUAUGCUAAAGGUCAAUUGCAUGUCUUGUAUAAUGUUGGAAAGUUCAAAAACAGUGUAAGGUCGUAUCAUAAGGAUAAGGUUUCACAGAA
Molecule: messenger RNA, 1674 nt
Organism: Gossypium raimondii (Peruvian cotton)
Lineage: Eukaryota; Viridiplantae; Streptophyta; Magnoliopsida; Malvales; Malvaceae
Product: UDP-glycosyltransferase 74F2
Exons: 2
Coding region: 27-1397 (456 amino acids)
Molecular function (GO): UDP-glycosyltransferase activity
Source: RefSeq, a predicted model, not a curated record